UGACACUUAAUGAGAAAGUUCCUUUAGCAAAUACAACUUCACUAACCAGUUCAAACACAAAACGAAGCAAACAUGUCGUGGUGUUUGAGCCCAGUAGUGUGUAUUACACUGAUAAUACCAUAUGUCAAUGGGGAGAGUUGGGUUACAGCUAACCAUGGGACACCUCCAGUAUUUACCGGACUUGCUCCUAUGAAGUCAGGCUGGUCAACAAAACUGUUUGGUGUUGGAAAUAAAUAUCUACAGGAGCGAUACUACUCGAGCGGAUGGAUUUGGGCCAACCAUUGGGAACCCUGGGGCUUACAAGCAGGUGAGCAUCUUGCAUCUGAGCCAUGUGUUAUGUAUGAUGGAAAACUUUUCAUAGUUUCUAACUAUGGCCGUUUGUUUGAGAGAUAUUGGAGCAGUGGUUGGCAAUGGUCGAUACAUGGAAAAGCACCUGGCUCUCCAAACGCUGUAACAUUGCGGCCUAUGUGUGCAUGUAAAAAUAUACAUGGAGGUCGGGUUUUUGUUGUUGGUACUAACUUUAAGUUGUAUGAGCGCUGGUGGUCAUAUUCUAGUAAUUCCUGGCAGUGGAGGUAUCAUGGAUCACCCCCAGGCACUUCUAUUGGGCCCUCUGCUAUUGAUACAUGUACUGACUCAGGAUGUACGGAGAUUCAAGUAUACCUGGUUGCAGGAAAUGGUUAUGUAUACUCCCGAUACAUCACCGCAGCUAACCCAGGAACACCCAGCUGGUAUCUAGUAGGGAAGCCCUCAGGUAAAACUGCACAUAGUGUAAGAGUUAGUGGAGGAGGUCUCUUUGUGACAACUGUUGAUAAUUAUGUCUGCGAGCGUUUGUCUUCCACAAAUUGGAUUUGCUCACGACCAUCAUCAACUACUUCAACGCCAUAUCGCUCCACAACUUUAUCGAAAGCAGUGCAAGUGAACAACUGCCCUCAACUCGGAGGUUCGGCAAAAUAUCUUUUUGUGAAUAAUUGGGAUGGUACAACUACAACUGGAGGAUGGUUCUUCAUAAAGCCAAAACCAGUCAACAUACGGGGAAAGCUAUGGAGAUUGAAGGUGUCUGGGAUGUCCCAUAAUUGGGUAUACCAUGGGACGGCAGCUCCAUGCUGCUAUUAUCAUCGUCCCACUAUAUUUAUGAGCGGGUCCUGCCCAAAAGCAUUUUUCGUCAAAUCAAACGGCAAUGUCUUGGAAAAAUAUCUUCCAUAAAAAUGUGAACUCCAAUUCAAUGAUUAUGACUGUGAUGAGACAUUCACUGAAGUCCAAUUUGAAAUGUACAAGAUAAAAUGAGAGUUCAAAUAAAUUAUGAUUGUUUUGAAUUGACUAAAAA
Molecule: messenger RNA, 1324 nt
Organism: Owenia fusiformis
Lineage: Eukaryota; Metazoa; Annelida; Polychaeta; Sabellida; Oweniidae
Source: the annotation of a GenBank genome assembly